This is a messenger RNA of Xyrichtys novacula (pearly razorfish), 24581 nucleotides long. The record is from the annotation of a GenBank genome assembly. Lineage: Eukaryota; Metazoa; Chordata; Actinopteri; Labriformes; Labridae.
GGCAUGAUCUGUGAGUAGACAAACUUGCGUAGUCUUACCACGGCUCUAGCUGUCUGCCUCCCUCUCUGUAUGGACGGCCGGAGGGGUGCAGAGGAAACUGGGAUUGUUGUCGUCGGGACAGUUUCACCUUUUCACGUCCAGGGGAUGAUUUAAUUCAGGAAAACUGGGGCGUGGGGGGAAAACGGAGAAGAAAAGGGAGAAAGACGACGGGAGCGCGAGAGGAGAGAGAGAGGGGCAGCCGUAGGAGAUGUGCUUUUGGGCCGAGAUUGCGGCGCUAGGUACAGCACAGCAGCCCCUGCGACGUGUUGUUUUCCACUUGGUUGUUGUCCGCACGGUAAGGGCAAAAGAAAACAAGGAGGAAAAAAAAACUCCUGUCACUUUUGUUUUAUUGUUUUUUUAUGUCUUGGAUAGCUUCAACCAUGGUUGCUUCUUGUGGCCCAGAGAAAUGCUAGCUCACACCGGCCCCGUUUCCACGCUGUGAAAAUAGCCAGACGUUUCUUGUUAUCCCACUCUGCUGCUACUCGCCACCAGUUUAUUCCCAAUAAUCUGCACGUUUCGGUUUCGAAAGAAAAACUUCCUUUUUUUCUCUUAGGUCGGACUGAAGCAGGUUAGAGGCCUGUGUUUAGUUUUGACUGAUGGUCUUAUUCAGAUUUAUACUCCACACUGUUGGAUAAAAUGUCCAAUCACAGUAGAGAUAAAGUUAUCUGUCUUAAUGAGGCAAUUAACACCUUAAACGAUUGCAGCUGUGAUUUUAUUUUACUGUCACUGUACUAUUAAAGGUACCUCGAAUUAAGAACAAUCUUUCCUGCGUGGAAAAAUCAAUAAAAACACAUUAUUGUCAAAAUUUACUGUCGUGUGGUGGAACAAAGUUUGUCUUUUCUUAAAAAUGUAUUUUACAUAAGGACAUUUCGUUUAAAAUAAUUUAAUCUUGACAGUUUGAACCAUGAAACCCUCAAAUUUAAAUACACAAGACACUUAAAAGCCCAUCUUUCUUAUAUCUGACAAUAUUUUUAUCACUGGUCGUAUACAAGGAAGAAAUCACUACAUAAAAGUCUGAAAAUCAUACAGGCUUUAGGAUUAGAUAUGUAAUUUCAACAUCUCAAAGUUUUUAAAAUUGAGUUAAGAUAUUUUAAAACACAACUUAGUCUUUUUUGAAGGCAAGAGGAUGAAAAAAUGCAGAUUUUUUUGUUAUUCUCCACGUAUCCUGAGAUGUAUUAAUAUACACAACAUGUCAACAAUGUCUCAAAUGUGUCUCCUGACGGCAUCAACUCAACACUGCUGUGUAAUUUCUGUGCGGGAUGGACACACUAGAAGCCCCCAUGGAAUUGUUGUUUCAUGGCUUCCCCCCUCUUCUUCUGCUGUAGGUAUCCCUGUCUAGGCCUGGGCUCUGCAGAUUGUUCUGAAGAGGAAACGGACAACAAACGGUGGAAGUGAACAUGGCUGGGACCUCAAGCUUCUUUUCCAACGGACCUGUUCCGUGGAUGGACAACGACACGGAGAUGAACAACCUGUACCGGGAUCUGGAGCUGGGGACAGUGCUGACGCUGUUUUAUUCGAAGAAAUCCCAGCGGCCGGAGAGACGGACAUUUCAAGUCAAGCUGGAGACCAGGACUAUUAUCUGGACUCGAGGCACGGAUAAAAUAGAGGGAGAGAGUGAGUAGCCUGCACACACAAUCCAAAGUAUACACACUCAUGAAUGCUGUCCAGAACUGGUUGGUUUACAUGCACUGAGAAACGAAAGUGUUGUUAGUUUUUUGGAACAGCUGGCACAGGACGGGUAAGUCCAGAUGACAUGCUGACAUGAUAUUGACAACUGUGAAUUUACUUGGAUGAUACAAACUUUGAUUUCAUAGUUUUAUGUUUCAAGGUCUCAUAAAAUUAGUAAUAAUAUGACGAGUGUUGGAUACAAGUACCCAAAUCUUACAAAAAUAGUGAAAAUUGAACAAACAAAUGUCCUCGCUCCUCAGUCAAUAACGUCACAUCUCAGACUGACAACAAGCAGAGGGCACCGUCCUCUGAUCCUUGAAUCUCCUGUUAUUCACCAGGAAGCUGACGUUGAGAUAAAUCGUGCCUAACCGAGGUGGCGCAGGUUUUUCACUGUCUCGUUAAGUUGUCUGUGGCAGGAUGCCUUCUGCACAGCUGCACUCUGCUCCGGAUGCACCAAGAAGAGCACAUACAAUAACAUAGAAGACGAGCAGUUGCUUUUCUUUCUUUUUUUUUCUUCUUUUUUUCACACUUCAGUAUCAUCUUCGCUGUGAUGAAAGGUGUCGCGCACACAUGUGAGCUCAGAGCUGCCAUUUGAUACUCCUGAAGAGGUGAAAUUGGCCUAGGCGGCUCAUUAAUCUACAGAAAUAGAAUAUGAGGGAUUUUACUGGAAGUGUGUGAUCAUUUGGGAACGAUUUGGCUGGCUAUGUUUACCCCUUAUCAAUGGCUGUGAGAGGAUAAUGUCCAUUAACUGUGGAGACUGCACUUUGGUUUUUAACUAAAUAUAAAAGGCCCAGAAGUCUAACACAUUGUCCCUUCAUCUCUUUUAGAUUUCUUUCUUUUCAUUCAAGCUUUCCUAUAAAGUAACUGGUACAGGGUGUUUCAUGCGGCUCACAUACAUAAGCUAUAGAAUAUUGUGACAUAAGAUGUAGGACGGAGCAGGAUGUGGUCUCGCAGAAAAAGUGGCGGUAACAGCCUGCCUGAAAGUGUAGGCUGGGCAUAUCAUAAACAUAAGGUUUCAUUACCUGACACAUCAUCAAGAGUCUUUUCCAGUCAAAAAAAAAAAAAAAACUCCAACUGAGCAUGAGUGUGAAGCUUUAGGUUUGUACUUAAAUUCAAGCUGAUGGCAGCAGAAUAUGUUGAGUUUUUACUAAAGUUAUAAAAGUACUUUGUGCUCUGGGUCUCAACUUUAAUCUUCACAUUCUCAAUCUGUGACUUCACUUUGCAGUGUUUUGGUUUGGAAACCUGCUAUCUAGUCUCAUUUCCUGUCUGUCUGUGUUUUAAAACUGUUGAUAGAGACAAAAUUUCAAGCCAAAUAUAGAUUUUAUCACUGCAGGUUUUGGCGUCAAGUUACUAUGAGAUGAUAGAAAGUUAAACAUAAAAAAAAACUAUCUUGAGGUGCUGUUUUGCAGAUAUUUAUGGAUACUGGUGUUAAAGUCGGUGGGCAGGUGUCAAGAGUGCAGGUAUGCAGAUCUCGAUUUACAGUGAUGUAGAAACAACUGAACUGUUGUGGGCUGAAAAGUUGAUCUUAGUAGUUGUAAAAAGUUAAAUUUAGGAUGUGUCUUUUCUGUGUGUUUUUGAAUCAGAAAGACUUUGACAGAUUUAUAGUUUUCAGGUUUUAACAAUUAUAAGGAAAUAGCCUUAAAAAAACCACAGCAUCUGUCAGACAUUACUUAUCAUGAUAUGUACUGAUAACACAAUGUACAAUUAGGGUUGUGUGAUUAAAAUUGUUCAGGGUAAUAUCAUAAAACUUUUGAUAAUGUGCAAAAUUGAUAAAUUGAGUUUGACACUAAAACCAAUAAAAACCCAAGAAUCCACAUAUUUACUUAAUAUGAUUAUUAGCAGGACAGACCGUUGGGAAUGCACAUUGUUAUGAUCUGCAGUUAGAGCUGGACAGUUAAUGGUAUAUCUAAUAUUGUUAUAAGUAGGGAUGCACGAUAUUUAUCGGACCGAUAAAAUAUCGGCCGAUAUGGGGGGAAAUUACGUCAUUUUUUAUCGGUCCGAUAGGUGCAUUUUUCCGAUAGAAAGAUCCGAUAUAUUAAUGAAAUUACGAGUAACGUUUGCAGGCGGAGUAGCCGCCCGUCCGAGACGCGCUGGUCACGUCGUCUAUCAAGCCUUACUCGCAGGUCCCAAGCCUGACCCCGUCACUGCCUGACAGAUAAUAAAAUGUCUUCACCAGCAUGGUCGUUUCUCUCAGUGGCAGAAGAUGACAACAGCAUUGCUAUAUGCAAAACCUGUUCAGCGAGGAUUUCAAGAGGAGGAAUGAAGACGUCAAGUUUUAACACAACGAAUCUGAUAGCUCAUCUGAAAAGUCGCCAUCGCGGCGGAGCAGUAUUAAAGGACUAUGAGACAGCCGCCGAAGCUGCUAGCGGUACUAAAGCUAAGACAACAACACUACGGAGGAUCGAUGUCCCCAUUCAGCAGGCGUUUAAGAACUGCAAAAGCUUCUCAAGAGACAGCGAAAAGGCUAAAGCCAUUAACGACAAAGUGAUGGAGUUCAUAGCGGUCGACGACCAGCCUUUUUCCGUCGUUGAGAACCCGGGUUUUCGUAAGUUCAUAGCACACUUGGAGCCACGUUACACUCUCCCAAGCCGCCGCUUCUUCUCGGAUGUGUCUCUUCCUGCACUCUAUGAUAUUGUCGCCACAUACAUUCACAACCUGAUCGACAAGAACGGACUACACGUGAGUUUUACCACAGACAUAUGGACGUCAGAUGUUAGUCCGGUCAGCAUGCUAAGCCUAACGGCUCAUAAUAGCUCCUUUACAGUUUACAGUUCUGUUGAACAGUUCAGGGGAUCAAAUGAAGUUCUGCUUUUUGCUCUGUUAUUUUUAUUUAUAGCAAAUGACCACAUUUGAAGAGCCAAAAACUUUUGUUUGUUGUUCUAGAUAGGCCAGAGCAACAAAAAUAUCAGUUUUCAAUCGCUGCAUCCUGCACAAACAGAUUAUAUGAAGAUUAUAAUAAAUGUAAAAAUAUGAAUUUAUCGGUUAUCGGUAUUGGUAUCGGCCAUGAGAAGAAGAAAAUUAUCGGUUAUCGGUAUCGGUUGAAAUUUUUCAUAUCGUGCAUCACUAGUUAUAAGAUGUAAUUAUGAUCAUGGCUCAUAAUUGGAUGGAUCAUGAUUAAAACUUAGAGGAGGUAUGUGUGUUUGUUUGUGUGUGUCUGAAAAGCCAAGGGACAGAAUAAACAUGAUGAGGGAGAGAGGCUGUAGCUACAACAAGCUAAAAGCGAGAGACAUCGUUCUGAAACCCAAACCUUUGAGGCUAUGAAGAAUGUAAAGUAGUAAACAUUAAAAGAGCUCGAAUCAUUAGAUUUUUUAUGUCGGUGUAAAAAUGUUUUACUAUGAGGGAAAUCUGGUGUUUAAUCUAAAGAGUAUAUUCACAAAAGUUAAGCACAGCUCCUGAAGUGAAGAACUGAUACAUGGUCCCUGUCAGUAGAAGUUUAUAUGACUGGUUUUAUUUUAUUUUUUUUACAAAGAAUUGAGAGUUUGUAAGUUUUAAAGAUAUUUCAAAUUACUUAACAGUGUGUGAUGCAGAUGCCAUGUCAUGUGUAAUAAUGGUUUUUAAUAACCUGAUUCCUAAAUGUGAAUCAUUUUCAUUUACAUGGAGGUGGUUUGGUUUGGAAAAAGCAGGUCUUGCCCAAACUGCAGACUCUGUCAGAAAGCAGUUGCCAUCGAAGACAGCUCAACAUCUACCGUGUAUCAUCGUCUAUAAACGAAUUUCCAAACAUGAUACAGAGAAUGAGAUUAGCUUUAGCAGCCACCAGUCUUCUUUCUAAAGGGAAAAAAAAAAAUAAGUGAAGGGAAUUGAUUUUCUGUCAGUAAUGUCAGUGGCAGAUUUUUAAUCAAAACAGGAUGAGAUAACGAAACAUGAAUAAUAAUUACACAAACAAGAUUGGGAUUUCUAUCUGAAGCAUGUUUGACUCCUCCUCGACGGUGAAAGUGUUAUCAACGAAACAACACUCAUGGACUGAUAUUUCAACAUCACAGCAGUUACAGCAUUCGAGAGCCUUUGUAUCAACAUAAUAACAGUAAUGAUGAUAAUAAUGGUAAUACUAAUAAUAUGAUCAUUUUAAUAAUUAUUUAAUUAUAAUACUAAAGGGUGAAAAUGAAAUCAGAGCCAAAAAUCAUGUUUCAGUUCUUUGACUUAAUAUCAGCCUCUAUAAAAUGUUUACUUCAGUUUAGUUAAAGAUAAUGGGAUGUAUUUGUGAUAAGCAAUCAUUUCCAUAUCGUGAGUAUUUUCUGGUGUAGAAAUGCUUCGUCUGCAUUUUCAAGUCACACCAUGCCCCGUCUGCUGUCUAACCCCAUUUAGUUAAAACACAAACCUCUGACACCUUAGACCUUUAAACUCUGACAGACGAGACUCCACAUUUUUUUUAAAGUUUUGUUAAACAAUUAAAACAUGCAUCCACAGGUUCUACCUUUUUAAUCAUUCAUGACUUUGAUUUUAUUAGUUCAAUCUAGCUCAUUUGUUUCAUCAAACCGUUGUCAUUUUGGUUUCCUUCUUGCGAUUGCUCUCUGCUUUUGGGUCUUUUUAAGAUGUCGCCCUCAUCCGUGACAAACUAAGAUGAACGUUUUUUCCGCGCAUAUCUUGCACUUGGUUUGGUUAUAUAAAAAAGUGACAAAGCAGGAGGUUUUUUUUUUUUGGCAAGUUCACAGUUAUGAUACCUAGAGGUCUCAGAGGUGUUAACCCGCAUCGAACAGCAGAUAUGUAGUCAUUUAUCUAAACUUGCACCUGCUUUCUUGCCUCAGACAUCAAAAUGAACUCAAACACUUGGAAACACUCAGCCUGUUUUAAUGCAAUGUGUCCUGUUUAGUUGGUUGAACCUGCAUUUAAACAUUAUGGAAAGAUCAGGUCGUCAAUGCACUUCCACAGUUGACUUGCUAUAUUUACUAUGUGCUGGAAAGGGGAACAAAAUCCAUGAGCUGCAUGACAGAUAUUUGUCAGGGGGAAAGUCCUGUGUUUGACUUUACACACAACAUGGUAUGAAAGGAGCCGAUAUGGAUCAGCUGAUGUGUGAGUGCACACGGAAACACUGUCACGCUCUGCGCUGCUGCCUCUCCAACUCUGAUUGUAAUAUAUGAUUAAACAAUAUGGUGGCUUCUGGUCAAAAAUGUCAUAUAAUUGCAGCUUCUAAUGAUUAAUGUUGGGUUAGUCUUGAAAAUAUUUUUUUCCAAGUCAGAGUGAAAGUAUUCGAUUAGUUGUUUGACCCCACUAUGUUUCGUUUUUAGUCAGAUGAUGUGAUUAAAAAGCAGAAAAAGUCACAGUUUGAGAAGUGAAACAAGUUUGAGAAGUCACAGUUUGAGAAGUGAAACAAGCUCAUGUGUGAUUUUUCAGAAAUCACUAAAUAUUGAAGUAUUUCUGUAGAAAGAGUUUAUGUUUUAUUGGACUGAGUCACUGUUUUCAGGCUUUAUUCUUUUGGGCGGUGAUGAUCAGUCUUCCACAUUAUCAUAAAUGUAAAGGUAAAAAAAAGUGAAGAAAGGAAGCGAUGAUGGGCAGGCAGGACAGGAGUGCAGCAGGAAGUAUAGGAGUGUGUUGUAGGACCUCAUCUCCUUCAGUAAGAUUACACCUCCGGCUCUCUCCAAAUAUUUUGACUCGACUGACUUAAAGUGUUUUCUAACAGAUCAGCCCGCCGCAGACGCCGCGCUCUCAGCGGAAGUCUGCUGGCCCUUUUGUUUGGUAAGGUAAACGGAGAUAUGAUGUAUUACCGCGAGUUCAGCUCGCUGAAAUUCUGCGUGAGAAGAUUCACUUUUUUGCGCUUGAGAAAAGAGUGUGUGUACACUCACCUUCGUACGAGCACAGAUGUGGUGUGUAGGCGACAAAAGCACAGGAUGUGUGGUUCUGGGGCAGGAAGGAGAAGCAGGAGCAGAAACAAGUGUGUGUGUGUGUCUGUAAUUGUGUGUGUUUAGCAGGAGGGUCCCCGCUGUAGGUCUUUAACUGCAGCUAAUAUGACGCUGAUAGAAGCCUGUUGAGCUACUUUACAGCCUACACACUCAUAAAGUUUCAGACUGCCUGUUAAUGGAGGCAAGAUAAGACUGUGCCAGCUGUCUUUACAUAUGGAGUAUCUGAUUUUAGUGACCUGACGCAGGUAGUUCCUUUAUUUAGACCAGUAGACAGUAUAUCACAAAGGGAAAACUACAUCUGAGCUUGGUAGCACAAUCACUUCAUCUCCCCUCUCUGAUGCUGUUUUUACUGUGGUUUAUUCAAACAUUACAAGCCGACAGAUAGAAGCUCAGUCACUUUAAAUAUACAUACAUGUGGUUCAACUGGUGGCCUCAACUCCGGCUCUAAAUGUGGUCUGGGGGCUUAAAAUGCUUAUAUAUGCUGUGUCGGUCUGUGGCCUGGAGGGUUAGAAUUGAGAUGAACUGAUUUAUGCGAGUAAAAAACAAACAUUUAUGUUUUUGUAUCUUAAUCAGCAUUUUUUUAGUCCACAUUUUUCUCAAACAACUUUAUCACACAAAAAUAGAGUUUCUUUCCAAUAGUAUUUUGUACACUAAAAACAAGCAAAAUAUACUCUUACAAACCAUCAGUGCCAACCGCAGCUUCAUUAGUGCCGAAAAAAGUCACUUCUGUGUUUCAUUAACUGUUCCAUGCAUGUCUGUCUCUCUCCAGUCGACAUUAGAGAAAUCAAGGAGAUUCGUCCUGGACAGAAGUCCCGAGACUUUGAGCGCUAUGUGGAGGACUCUGCAGCUCGGCUGGACCAGGCUCAUUGCUUUGUCAUCCUCUACGGCACCGAGUUUCGUCUUAAAUCACUCAGCUUGGCAGGUACUUGCAGACCUUGUUCCUUAUGUGUUGCUUUGACUUGGUAAUGGGUUGGUACAUGUGGUAUUCCUGAAGCUGAAGUGUUGCUGUGAUGUUACCCAGGAUGCUUUAAUCAACAGAAAUUUGUCAAAUCAAGCUCCUCUACAGUGAUGAUGUGGUGAUUUUAUGAUUGUAAAUAAAUCAAAGUUUACAACAGCCUGAUUUAAAAAAAGGUAAUAAUUCAAAGCCCGUCAUGUUGAUUUUUUUCUUCCUAGCAACAUCUGAUGAGGAGAUGACCAUGUGGGUGAAGGGGUUAAACUGGCUCGUGGCAGACACGCUCAAGUCCCCGACGCCGCUCCAGAUAGAGAGGUAUGCUGAACACACGCAUGGGUCUACACAGUGAGUCUUGAGUGGAAACUGUUGUAAUGUGAAUAUAAUAUUAAAUUGUAUUUCAUUCUGUUGUUCCCAGAUGGUUACGCAAGCAGUUCUACGCUGUCGAUCGCAACCGAGAAGACAGGUAGGUCAUCGAAGUGAGAAGAUUUAAAGUCCCCUGUUAAUGCGAUCAACCUCACAGGAAAUGGGUGUCAUCAGAUUUAACUCAAUUUUUUGAAGCGCCAGUUGUCUGUCUUUUUUUAAAGUGUAACCUUUAGAGCAAGUAGAGUAGACUGGCUGCAACAGACUCGUAGGUGACUGAGUGAGAGGGAGUUGGGGGGAGGGGGGGUUAGUGUAGAGGUGUUACUGAGGAACUAACCUCUCAGCCACACACCAGCACCUCUUCCUGCUGAAGGAAACAGACUGCAGAGGAUGGAAGAGAUGUACGGAGAUGUUUGUCUGUUACAUCCCUGACGAAAGCACAAGCCUUUGUUAUGCUGAAGGGGGGGAGGAUUGUCUUCUAGAGUCCAAAUUCCAGGCUGUGUAGUAAAAGUGAAUACAAAAAAAAAAAGACUAGGCAGAACCCCAGAGGGUUGUGUUUUGAAUGUUUGUGAGUUUAUGAAUGAUUUCUGCAUCUCAGCAGGAUCUACGUGUCGCCUUAUCUUAUCCUACGUGCGUAUCCAUGUUUGUGUUUCACUCCUCGACCAAACUUGUGUAUGUGUUUAGGAUAUCCUGUAAGGAUCUGAAGAGCAUGCUGAGCCAGGUCAACUACAGAGUCCCCAACAUGAGGUUCCUCCGAGAGAAACUUCCGGUAACCUCAUCCUACUUAUCAUUGGCACUCCUUUCUCUCUCCAUCCCCCUCGUUCUUACUUCCCUUUCACUGUGCCGUCUCAGAGGCUAAAAGAUUUAUGAUUCGCUGCUAACGGUUCCUUUUUCUUCCCGUUUUGCAGGACUCCGAGAUGAGGAAUGGAGACGUUUCCUUCAGCCAGUUCGCUCACCUCUAUCGCAGCCUCAUGUUUCACGCUCAGAAAAAUGUAAGUGCUCUGUUUCCAUGCACGCACAGACCGUUUCUGUCCCAGCCCUUUCAUCCCUACCCCCCCUCAUCUGAUGUCCUGCCAACGCACCCUUCCUCGCCCAUCUGUCUGUUCUCAAAUGGCUGUGAGAUCAAUAUGGACCAGCUAAAAACCCACCAUACCCCUCUGGAGGCCAUUAGGACAUGCACACACUCACUCUCACACAGAUGAGGAGGCAGGCAGGCAGGCAGGCUGGGGUCAGAUUAAAUGGAUGACCUCAUACCCCCCCAUGACUUAACAUCCAGCCCCAACAGGAUGUCUGUCAACAUGAAAAGGCUUUAAUUUUGUUAAUUGACUAAUGUUUCCCUUUUUAUUCAUUUAGAUGGAGAUUCCAAUUGUGCAGAGGUAAGUCCGAACUGAACACACACUCACUGUGAAUUUUUACUGCAUCACAGAUCUGUGAGCAUCAUUUCUCUCUGCCAGGUACAUUGACAGACCAGAACAGAAGAUGUCCCUCGAUGACUUCAAGGGCUUCCUCCUGGAGUCUCAGAAGGUAACAUCGACGCUCAGUCUAACGUCUUUAUCGUUUUUGUUUUACCUCCACGCUCCAAUAUGUGUUUUUUGUCAUGUGAAUCCAGGAAAUGUGGGCGUCAGAUAAUGACAAGGUUCAGGAGUUCAUGUUUAACUACCUGAAAGACCCCCUGAGAGAAGUGGAGCAGCCUUAUUUCUACCAAGAUGAGGUAAACACAAGCUCUUCUCCUCGUUUGUGUCGUUUAUUUAAGGGUCUUUUUCUUUUUCUUCUUUUUCGCUAAUGGAAAAAAUGUAUAGGUGUCCAUCCGAGUCAUGGUUUCCAGUGCCCCCACUGAGCUGUGGUGGAGGUGGGCGAUGCAUGUAAAUUGACAUGGAUGGCCAUGAUCUCAGCCCAAAGCAAGUCCUCCCACACAUGUAGAAAAGGUUAUUGACUGUGGUGCUAAAAAGGGUUGUGCAGAAAUAAAGAAUGCUUUCAGUGGUCGCCAUAAAGUAAUGAUUGACUCCAGACAAGAGGAGGCUGGUACAAACCAGCUUUUAAGAGUUGACGCCGCCUUUUCUCUGCGUUUGGUUAUGCAGUUCUGUGAAAUGUGUGCUAGCUUUAGUCAAGAACAGAAAUAUUGUCGUUGAGAUACUCUGGGAAAUUCAUAAAUGGGACCGGCUGCAGGUUGAAGCCCUUUGCAGAGCUGUGGGAGAUUCAGGAUACUCAGUCAGUAAAGAUGCAUUUUCUUAAUAUGAGGGUUUGAGGUUUAAUAGAUAGUUUAAACAUCUACUAAAGACAGGAUUUGAAACCUUGUUUGUAUUUUAGGCCAUAAAUGCAGGAACCUGAUCUGUUUUAGUCUUUUCCUCCUUAUAUUUAUUAAGAAUUAGCCAGUUAUGAUGAUAAUAAGUUUGAAAAUGAUAACUGUACAACUACGGCUAUAAUAAUAAUAAAUAAUUAUAAUAUUAACCUUUAUUCGUGGAGCAGUUUUCUAGACUUCUGAAUGCAAACAAGCCAAAUAAAAAAUGAAGGUCAGUAAAACAAAGAGAAAAUCACAGUCACUGAUAAUAAGAGGGGCAAUAAAAGCAAAUGAAAGCUCUGGCUGACAAUGCCCCGUUACACUCAGCUACCAACUGAAGAUCAGCAAGAAGAUGUUAAAGUUGAUUCUUGAACGUACUGUCAUGAAGCGCACGUUUUUUUUAGUUUUGGUUGGAAAUCUGGAAGCUAAGUUCUGUACAAUCUGAAUCUAAUUUAAAAAAUUUUGGUUGAGGCAGGUGAGAAGGUGUUUCCUAAAAACCAAGGUGUAUUAGCCAGGUGUGAGGAAAUGAAAGUGUGUAAAUGGUCUCUGUGUCUUUUAAGAAUAAGAUAAUUCUAUUCCUACAAAAUACAGUUUGCUUCUCAUCUUAAGAUAUAGUUGAUAUGCCCAAUAAAACGUUCCCUCCAUCUGCUGUAAGGAAGCACUAUUAUUAUUAUUAUUAUUAUUAUUAUUAUUAUUAUUAUUCAGCUCAUGAAUAUUAUGAAACAAUCAAAUGUCAUUUUAAGGUGUAUUCUGAUCGACUGAGGCAGUCUCCCCUUAUGACAACUGCUAAAUGCUGAGUGUAUUUGAAGUAAAAGCUUAGAGUUAGAGUUGCUUAUCUCUCAAGUGGAAGGUUGAGGGUUCAAUUUCAGGUCCCGCUUUCCACAUCUGGUUAUGCAGAUGUUAUGAGUUGAGGAUCGGGACAGCCUUGCUUGUUUAAAGACAUCUUCUGCAGCCUGAAAAGUGAAGAUUUCAAACCAUCCUCAGUCUCACUGCUCUCCUCUCUCUCCUCUCCAGCUCCUGACGUACCUGUUCUCAAAAGAGAACACAAUCUGGGACUCCUCCUUGGACCAAGUGUGUCCUGAUAACAUGAACAACCCUUUGUCCCACUACUGGAUCUCGUCUUCGCACAACACGUAAGGACAGCUCUUUUUCUCAUGUAGUUCAUCACGUUGAGCUUCAGUGAAACCAAAGCAGCUGUAAUCAAGCCUUGGGAACGUGAGAAUCUGGCAUCUUCUCCCUUUCAGCUUCCAACCAAUGAGGACUUUUGAACUGUCCUCAUAUAUCAGAUUAAAGUGCGUGAUUCAACAUUUAGGAAAAGCGUUUCUUUCCUCCAAUAGAAAAGUGUGUGAAAGGCAGUUGAAAUGAUAACCUUCUGUGUGAGAUGUGGAACAAUACUCAUUGGAGCGGCGGUAUGAAAACUUCCCAUGCUGCUUUGAUAAGGUUUGAAUUGACAUACUCAAAGUGUUUAUGGUGGUCCACAAAAGAGGGGGGGCCCUUUUGAUACGGCGUGAGUGUGUUUAUGCUACCACCAAAGACCGAGCGCGUGUUUACGACAGAGUCCCUGAUGUGUGAAUUCUUUGAAAGACUGGUUCAGCGCGAGGCUGUUUUUGUGUACAUACUUUGACAGCACAUGCUUUAUUUUUAGCUACCUGACGGGAGACCAGUUUUCCAGCGAGUCGUCCCUGGAGGCGUACGCGCGCUGUCUGAGGAUGGGCUGCCGCUGCAUUGAGUGUGAGUAAAUGCGCGCUUGUAACCUCACAAAGUCAAACGUCGCCACAUGACUUGAAACCUCAUAAUUAACAGUCUUAACUCCCGCUUCUUAUCCUGUGCAGUUCCACUUUUAAAGCGGCCGCCACACCCUCACACUCAAACACACACUUACAGUUACACAACACAGCCUUCACACCAGACCCUUGUCAAGCAGGUUUCCAUGAAUAGGACUGACUUACAGUAGGUUAAAGGGUCACUUUAGCUCAAACAAAAGUAAACAACCAUGAGGUGAAGGUGCGUGUCUUGAGUUCAACAGUCAUGACAUUCAUGACAUAAUCAUUUUUUAAUGUAAAAUUUUGGUAAAAUUAGAUCACAUUUAUUUCUAAUUUUUUUGCAGUGGACUGCUGGGAUGGUCCAGACGGAAUGCCAGUAAUCUACCACGGACACACCCUAACAACCAAAAUCAAGUUCUGUGAUGUCUUGACCACGAUCAAAGAGCACGCCUUCGUCACGUCCGAGUGAGUCCUAAAGAGUACAACCCAACUCCUUUCACAAAGAUGAAAAAUCUAGGCCAUACCAGAGUGACAUCACUCAUGACUAUUGUGUUUACAGAAAUGAAAUAACAAACUCAGACCUUUUGAAAGUUCUUGAUUCACUUCCCCGUGUUCCUCCUGCAGCUAUCCCAUCAUUUUGUCCAUCGAGGACCACUGCAGUAUCGUGCAGCAGAGAAAUAUGGCGACCCACUUCAAAAAGGUGUUCGGUGACAUGCUGCUGACAAAGGCGGUGGAUAUUGCUGCGGAUGGUCUGCCUUCACCCAACCAGCUCAAGAGAAAGAUUCUCAUCAAGGUCAGGACCCGCCUCCUGCUCCCCUCUUCAUGUUUUAAAAAGCACAAAUAGACACUUUGUCCUCUGCGUUAUGACUUUGUAAUGUUCUUGCUUGUCUGCUGCAGCAUAAGAAACUCGCAGAAGGCAGCGCCUACGAGGAGGUGUCCACAUCCACUCCCUACUCAGAGAACGACAUCAGCAACUCCAUCAAAAACGGCAUCCUGUACUUGGAAGACCCCAUUAAUCAUGUGAGGACACGGUCUACACAUUGUUUUCUUUUCAUGGUCUCUUAGAGGAUUAAAGUCUCUGCCUACUUCAGCCAGUUUCUAGUGCAACACAUGGAUCUUCUAAAUAUUUAAUUUGGCACUCUUUAACCAACUGUUUCUCGCCCUUCAUCCUCUCCCUCUCUCCCUCUCCCAGGAGUGGUACCCUCAUUUCUUUGUCCUGACCAGCAGUAAGAUCUACUACUCAGAGGAGACCUCCAGUAAUCAGGGUAACGAUGAUGAAGAGGAGCAUAGAGAGGUCUGUAGCUCUGCUGUGUCCGUGUGAACUACACUAGAUUUACAUUACAUGUAAAAUACAUCAAGUGUUUUUCUAUUUCAAUAAAUGUGGCCCCUGAGUGUGGGAAAUACCACUUACACAUCAGAUGACAUAUCCCUCCUCUCUCAUCUCCCAGGUAACGAAUGGUAUGGACCAGCAUGUGACAGAGAAAUGGUUCCACGGGAAGCUGGGUGCAGGGCGGGAUGGGCGGCAGAUCGCCGAGAGGUUACUGUCGGAGUACUGCCUGGAGACUGGAGCUCCUGAUGGCUCAUUCCUGGUCAGAGAGAGCGAGACCUUCGUGGGAGAUUACACUCUGUCUUUCUGGUACGGUGCACAGAAACUUGAACUCAGAGUAUUUGAAACUUUUGCAUGUUUUGUAAAUACUUUAAAAGCAUAAACAGUGUUAACAUUCAUAAUAAUACUGUAAGUAGGUGAGGUGUAUGUCUGACCUUUGUCACGAGCAGCACUGUGUUGAGCAGGGUUUGCUCUUAGCAAUCAACAGUGUCAUGCUUGCUGAUCAAUCAAUGUCAUUUUCUCCACCAUCGAUUGGAACCUUCCUUUCUGCCCCAGGCGUUCAGGGCGGGUGCAGCAUUGUCGUAUCCACUCUCGUCAGGAGGCCGGCAGCCCCAAGUUCUACCUGACCGAUAACCUGGUGUUCGACACGCUCUUCGCGCUGAUCAACCACUACCAGCAGGUGGCGCUGCGCUGCAACGAGUUUGAGAUGAAGCUGACCGAGCCUGUGCCUCAGACCAACGCUCACGAGAGCAAAGAGUGAGAAACAGAUGUUUCUAUUUCCCAUGUCUUUGGAUAAAAUCGAGGGUCACUGCUUUUUCUUCUAUUCUGACUCGAAAUAGUAUUUAAGGAUGCUAAGAUUAAUAGAUUUUAAAGGUUUUUAAGAUGGGCGCAGAUGGCUGAGUGGGUUAGCGUGCCCCAGGUAUGGGCACCACGGUCCCGCAGCGGUCGCGGAUUCAAGUCUGGCCUAAACCGUGUGUUGCAUGUUCUCCCCCUCUCUCUCUAUCUCCUCACAUUUCACCCUGUACUUUAAAUAAAAAAGGCAAAAUCACCCAAAAAAGAAUAAGUAGAUAAAAUCAAAUAAAAGUUUUAAACAGUUUCAACACUCUGCUUGUGUUUCAUCGGUGUCCCUCUGUUUGUCUCAGGUGGUACCACGCUAACCUGUCCAGGAGCCAUGCUGAGAACAUGCUGAUGAGGGUUCCUCGUGAUGGAGCUUUCCUUGUGAGGAAGAGGGCAGAACCCAACUCCUUUGCCAUUUCUUUCAGGUAACAUUAGUCUAAAACCCGCUUGAUUGGAAAUGUAUUAUUUAUACUAUUCACCUCUUAAAACACGCAAGGAUGCUAUAUUAAGAAUCGAGAUACUGAAGGGCUUCUACGUGAUACAAAACACUGAAUGAAAGAAGUUUAACGCUUUGUUGAUAGCUCUAAGAAAAAGGAAAAAAUAAAUAAUAGGAUGUAAAUACUGAAAAUGUUUGAAUCUUUAAAAUUAAUCCCAAACAAGGAAUUAUUGAUCGUGAAAAGUACUUUAUAUUCUGUGUAUUCUUUCAGUUUUAGAAAGAGAGAUUAUUGUUUGUGUUUGUUUGGUUGUUGGAAACGAAUGGGGGGAAAAAAGACCUUUGCAAUUUACAAUUACAUUACAAAACUCUGUAAGGAUUAUUAAAAAACAUGCAAGGAUGAAACAAAUCAGUGUAAUGUUUUCAUUACAGGGCAGAGGGAAAGAUAAAGCACUGUCGGGUGCAACAGGAAGGUCAGACGGUGGUGCUGGGCACCUCCGAGUUUGACAGCCUUGUCGACCUCAUCAGCUACUACGAGAAGCACCCUCUGUACCGCAAAAUGAAACUGCGGUAUCCCAUCAACGAGGACACACUGGAGAAGAUAGGCACUGCUGUGAGUAGAUGAAACAUAACUUUUAAAAAAAUGUGUGUUUAAUCUGUGGAAACCUGCUCAACACACAAACCUGUCGUCCAACAGGAGCCAGACUAUGGGUCACUGUACGAAGGCAGGAAUCCAGGCUUCUACGUAGAGGCCAACCAAAUGCCGACAUUUAAGGUGAGUGUCAAGUAAGGAGAAGUUUAAAUGUGCUCCUGUUCAGCUUGUUUAAUUAUCUGUUUUGUCUUCUCAGUGCACAGUGAGAGCCAUGUACGAAUACAAAGCCCAGCGUGACGACGAGCUCUCCUUCACCAAGAACGCCAUUAUCUCUAAUGUGGACAAACAGGAAGGAGGAUGGUGAGUGACUGGAAUUACAUUUUACAUAGGAAGUAGUUCUUCAUUAUCCAUCUGGACAAAUCAUAUUUGAUUCAAGACGGGCUCAACUUUACCGGGAGGGGCUGUGUUAUGAUAUGGAUUUCAUGCUUUCAUCAUUAAUAAGCCGCAGAGUUAUCAAUAUUAACAGAAUCACAUCCUCUUUUCUUCUGCGAAACACGUCUUUUUUUUUUUUUUUUCUUCUUCUUCUUCAGGUGGAAGGGCGACUGUGGGGGGAAGAAACAGCUGUGGUUUCCGGCGAACUAUGUAGAGGAGAUCAGUCCAUCAGCGGCAGAGCCCGACAGAACAGUGAGAAUCAAACCCACAAACUUUUAAGAGCUCAUUUAAAGCCAUUUAAUGUGGUAUAGAUUUAUUACACGGAGAACGGCUUUUGUUGUAACUUCUCUCCUAAUCCGUUUUCUCACUCAAGCAGGAGAUGACAGAAAACAGCCCUCUGGGAGAUCUCCUGAGAGGAAGUGUGGACGUGUCUUCCUGUCAGAUUGGUGAGUGGGCCCUCUACUUCCUGUUGGACUCCAUGCUGCAGGGAUGCAGAGCCGGCUGUCACCUUGCCACAGGGCAUUCCUCUUUCUCAAGCCAUCACGUGCAUGCAAAUAAUCUACACCCUCUUAGUUUUCUCUCACAGUUAUAGUCUCCUUUCUCAUUGGAACAGUUUUCCUCUAUCAGAUGUUUCUAUCAUUUAUCCCUCCCUGUUCGUGUCCUGUCAUGAAUUUGCUUUUCUCGCUGAAUUGUAUCCAGUUAUUUAUUGACAUCUUACAGUUGAGUCAAUACAGUGCCAUUAGUGUUGGCACAUGCAGCCAUGCAUUGUUGUGGCCUCAGCUAACCAUUGUUGAUACUUCAGCCUCUGCCUCAGCCUCGGUAUGGCUCUGUGGCUCCCUCUGGUGGCAGUAUUUGGGACAUUAACUGAUGUCUUGAACACUUUGUUCCAAGGCUUCCUCUGCAUGAACACUGCCAGAAGCCCUUUGUUUUACUUUGUGGAAAGUGAUGAGGCUGAACUUCUGGCUGGCUGCUCUUGGGGCUGCAAAUAACUGCUUUUGUACGCGGUUGCUCUGCUUUAAGGUCCGUUUGCUUCAGGUUCAAGCCUCAUUUUGACCGUAUGAGAGGUUACAGAAGUCAAAAUGAAAAGGGAGCAGCUUGUGUCUCCUGAGAAGUUAGCGUUUCAGAGGGAAAAAUUUGUUUUCUUUACUUUUACUUGAUUGAUGCUAUUCCCGUUGUUUUUUGUACGUAUCGCUAAUUUUACUUUUCGGAUGGGUGAGCUUUUUGACGAUGUGGCAGGAGAAAAAUCAUUCUCAAGCUCAAACCAGGGUAUCUGAGGGAUCUCAGGAAGUCUGACAACAUCUAGAAUCCAGUCAGAUAAGAUAAGAUACUCCUUUAUUAAUCCCACAAGGAGAAAUUCCUAAUUAACGGUUCAUCCUUUCCAAGAAACAAACAGUAGACAGACACAUACAGGGGAAGACAGAUUUCGUAGAUAAUAAAAAGGAGAACAGGAGGAAGGAAGAGAGGGAAAAAAAGGCAACUUCAAACUCUGCUCUCAUAGGAGGGCACAGCGUGGGAUCAGUAAAAAACACCUCAUAAUAUGAAUUUAAGGCCUUAAAAUGUUCUUAAAAUCUCAUAAAAUGUCUUAACUACAAUUUUGAAAGGUCUUUAAAAAUGCUUGACAUUACUUACAAAUAACGUGCCAUACGACUAAAGCUUGAUUUGAAGUAAUGUAAAACGUUCAGAUUUUCCUUCAAGUCUUUUUGUCCUUUUUUGCCAGGAUACAUAUUAAAUGGUUCUUAAAUUGUAUUCGGUACGGUCUUAAAAAGUCUUAAACUUGUCGAAACCCGCAGAGAUCCUGUCAAACAGGAAAAAAAACCAUCCUCCUUAUUUCACUUUUAUCACACAUCUUUACAACCCUUGUCUUUCUCCAUCAGUUGUGCGUCCAGACGGGAAAGGCAGCCGGCUUUAUGUUUUCUCCCUGGUGCCAAACACCUCCAUGCGGACUGGCCCAGUGCUGGAUGUCGCUGCCAGCAGCCAAGAAGAACUUAAGGAGUGGGUGUUUAAGAUCCGCGAGGUAACCGUGACCUCGGAGGCAAAGGUAAAAAGAUAUGUGCACAUAUAUGUAAUGACUGUAAAUAUAGCAGAGGUUGAUAGCAUGCUCGUGCUACAUUGACACUUCAAGGGGGGCAUGUCAUGACUUGUGUGAUUUCACUGUAAUGCCCAUAAACUGAAUAUAGCAGUGAGCAAAUGCCAAAAUGCAGAAUCACACAGUCACAGAAGCUUCGUGGUUUUGUGAAGUAGUAAUACUCGAACCGUUGUUGUCUAAGAGACAGAAAAACUUCUGUUUUGGUUCAUCUGCACCUUUGUGCUGUAAUUAUGCCAUUGUUUGUUAUUGUUUUUUGAUUUAACGUUGAUGUUUAUGAUUGAAUUUUUUACUGUGAAGCACUUUUCUACAAAAGGUCCUAUACUAAAUAAAUUUAACUUACUGACUUACUUUGUGUCUGUAUGUCCAGCUGGAGGAGGGCAAGAUGAUGGAGAGGAGGAAGAAGAUUGCACUGGAAUUAUCUGACCUGGUCAUCUACUGUAGGCCAGUGCCAUUUGAUGAAGACAGUAAGGAUCAUUCAGACACUGUAAACAUGCAGGAGUAGAUAAGGUUGAUUUUGUACAUAUGAAAAUGAUGCAAACGGCAUGCGUGUUUAACACAGGUAUGUUUUCUUCCUGAACCUUCUGUAGAGAUUGGCACAGAGCGGGCCUGUUUCAGAGACAUGUCUUCCUUCCCGGAGACCAAGGCGGAAAAGUACGUCAACAAGAUCAAGGGGAAGAAGUUUCUGCAGUACAAUCGACUACAGCUGUCGAGGAUCUACCCCAGAGGACAGAGACUGGACUCCUCCAACUAUGACCCUCUUCCCAUGUGGCUUUGCGGCUCCCAGCUGGUGGCACUUAACUUUCAGACAGCAGGUACCUACCUUCUUUGUCAACAGAGAUAGAAACUGUUCAAGAUAUUAUUUUCUUAUUUCCCACCCUCCUUUUUUUUCCCCCACUCUCGUCUUUUCCCACACGCAGACAAGCCCAUGCAGAUGAACCAAGCCCUGUUCAUGUUGAAUGGAAGAAGCGGCUACGUCCUCCAGCCGCCCAUCAUGAGGGACGACAACUUUGAUCCCUUUGACAGGCACACAUUAAGAGGCCUGGAGCAAGUCACCAUAGAGAUAGAGGUACAGUAAGGAGUGGAUCCAUGUCAUAGCGUUAAAAGUUUCUGAUGUUAGUGGUGCCAAAAAGACAGGAGGCAAAGAUGCAGCGUAAAGUCGAGGGAACAGGUGCAUGUUUGUCUUCCUUCAACAAACAGAAGAUGGUCAUAUUAGUCUGGGGCGCUGAUUCGGCCUCUGUUGGUCAACUGAGUCAACAGCAGUGGUGUCAGCAUCAGCAGCAGUUAUGACUCGCUCUCAUGGAGUCAAAUUAAGGCACUUAACAACCCUUGAACGCUGAUUGCUGCAAUCUGAGUCAAACUUUAACAAGAUUCAUGUCUCAAAUUAAAUCAGAGAACAUGAACACAUAUUUUUAGUUACAAUCAGACGUAUAUUUCCUGGCAACUUAAUCACUUUUACGCCAAGAAUAAAUGUGCAUGAAUGUGUAAGGGCAGUAAUCUAAUAAUCAUGGGUUGGACUGGACUGCUAUUAGCUAUUUCUUGAACUUUGAAGUGUGUUAAUCUUUCGAUUUGUGCGCAAAAGUCAGCUAAAAAGGUUGCAGAAUAAUCAGCAAUUUAAUGCUGCUAACUGACACUUUGUCAAAAUUAGAUAUCCAGAUUACUUCUUAAGUAAAAGUCAGACAAUCCCUGAAUCAAAGAUAUCCAAACUAACCAGACGUUUGACUCUAAUCUGUAUUUGUCUCUCUGAAGGUUCUGGGCGCCCGGCACCUGCCAAAGCACGGAAGAGGCAUAGUUUGCCCUCUGAUCGAGAUCGAGGUUUGCGGGGCAGAAUACGACAGCGCCAAGCAAAAAACAGACUCGGAAGGUGAGUGCGGCACCGAUCUGAACCCCAGGGUGUGUUUUGUCAGUGAAGCAAUAACUCUGCCAUAACUAAAGGAAUGAGCACCAACUGUUUACUGGAUACAUUACGCUUGAGAAAUUUCUUGCCCGGUCCUAGAAAAACAGGAAGUUGUACAAACAACAAAGCCAUGUGUGGGAAUACAAAGAGGAAUCAGUGGAUGGAGUUCUGGCUCAGCUCCCAGCAGGUUUUAAGCUCUUAUUUAAGCCAUGAAGAUGUAUCAUUGGCAGGGGAGGGUAGACUUUUUAUUACCGUAACCCUCACUCAGAACGACUCUAAAAGUUGAUUAUUCCACCUAAGAGAUUUUCAGAAUUUCUUUCACCUUUCAGACUUUAUAUUUUCCAUCAGCUGUGGUUCUUUUUCAGCGCUGACCUCCACCCUGCAAAGAAGUCUUGAUAAAAGUUUGAACACACAAAAGCAUAUAUGUUAUAAAAUCACUGUGUCUCUCUCUCCAUUUUUCUUCUUGUCUCCAGCCGACAACGGUCUGAACCCCACAUGGCCCCGCAAAGCAUUCCAGUUCACAGUGUGCAACUCUGCCUUCGCCUUCCUGCGCUUUGUGGUUUAUGAGAUUGACAUGUUCAGUGACCAAAACUUCCUGGCUCAGGCCACAUUCCCCAUUCACAGCUUGAAGACAGGUACACAACAUUACAGCACCAGACGUGACCUACAGCCCUGUGUUUUUGAUCAGCGCUGUAAUAAAAACCUUUUGUUUUUCAUGUCUGUGUGUGGCGAAAGGUUACCGGUCUGUACCUCUGAAGAACAGCUACAAUGAGGAUUUGGAGCUGGCAUCUCUUCUGGUUCACAUGGACAUCACCACAGGCAGGGUGAGCAGUCUUUUCUUUGAUACACCAUGAUGACAUGUGCUGUGUUUUUGGCACCUGUUUUGUGGACAUCAGGUAUUACCAAAAGUGUAUAUUGUUUAAAAAAAUCUCAUGCAUGAUUGUGUUUUUGUUUUGUACAGAAGUUAUUUCACUCUUCUUGUCCCAUCAGGAUGAAAACGGAGAGGUUCUGGGCCCGUUCCUCGCAGCCGGCUCCACACCAGUGACGGCUUCAGCCCAAGCAGGGCGGGAACGUCUCGGGGAGCUGAGCUCGGUGUCUUCGACCUCCUCUAACAUGUCCCCUCUGCCUCAGUCUCCCGCCCAGGCCAUGGCCUACAGGGGGAGGGAGGGCUCCUUCGAGUCCCGCUACCAGUCCCCACUGGAUGACUUUAGGGUGUCCCAGGAGACCCUGCUGGACCACAUGGACGCAUCUAAUCGGAGGUAAAGGUGAUGUGCUUUGAUUCUUGCUCCCUCAAGCCUGUGUGGUGGAGUGUUUGUAAGAUUCCAGACAUCCUCCUGUCUUUGUCUUUACCUCAGGAUGCUGCGGAGGACUAGAGUGGGUGGAGAGAACCGCGUCUAGGUCCAAACCAAUCAGAAUGAAGUUCUGUCGCACCCCACCACCCCCAUACCCUCCCACCCGUCCUCACCCAGUCGCCUCUCCCCGUACUGAUGAUGUCACUGACUGCUGUGAACACUGUUUCCAUGGAAACGCCCACCACCGCUUUGGCCUACAUUUCAGGCAGCUCUCCCUCCCUUCCAUUCUCCAACCGGCCCCCCCAUCCCUUUCCUCUCUCCUCCACUCUCCUCCUCUACUCCCUCUCUGCCGCUCAGCUUGACUAUUAGGAGAGACUCGGACAUAAAAGGAGAAAAGGGUGAGUGAUGGGGGGAGUACUCAGAGAGGAAGUGGACGCUGUGGACGGGAAGAAGAAACGGACAUACACAGGAGAACAAAAACGAGGCUGAAAAAGUUCCAGCUCUGGGCGGCUGGUGUGAGGGUUUGUGUUGUCCUCAGGUGUGCACGACUGCUGCACACUCUGAAGGCUAAGAGGAGGGUGGGAGAGAGAGAGGGAGGGAGUUAUAAAAGGUAUCAGUUUGAAACUGUUUCCCAGUUAGGUUUCUUUGCUCUUCUCUAUUUUGCAUAUAUGAAUAUAUGUAUUUAUUCCUGCUGUGCUGUCAGCCAGAGAACAGCAGCAGCUGACCUGCUCUCAAAGAGCUCCUGUCUCCAUGUUUUUAAUUAUUAUAAUUAUUUAAACCUUUAAACAUUCAUAAUGUGACUUUACUUUUUUUUAAUGUAUAUGUGUAAAACACGAGGGCUCUCUACUGCUAUUUUAAUGUCUCAUUCUCUGCUCUGUGGAGGAAACGACGCACCUCCAGUCUAACUUAACACCCAUAACCCUGAGGAACUCCGUCUUUUCAAAGACCUCAUAAAGAGUGGUGGUCUUUGUGUGUUUGAAGCAGAGAGAGCAGGCAGCAUCGUGUGUUUGGUCUGCAUAUACAGACACAUAUGCAUUCUCAUGCACGCUAUCUUUAUUUCUAACUUACAUUCCUAAAAACUGCACAUCAUUCCUCUUCCCUGCAUUGCAGGUGCCUUUACAAGCCAGUCAGACACAUGAGAAAUUCUGUCCCCUCCAUAGUCUUACUGCGUACUGAUCACAUCUACUGGAGAUUGAACACCACACUGUCUAGGACCAGCGGUACAUGUUGAUGACUGACUGUUCUUGCUGUUCUUAUUUUGCAACCUGUUUAAAGGCAGUUUUAAAGAAAUACAGAAUGAGUUGCAGGGUUAGGGCAUAAAAUAUAGCGAUUCCAGGAACAAAUAUUUAUACAGAUGUGAAAACAUCUUCAUUUAUGGGCAAGAUAUUGAAUGUUUCAGCUCUGUCACCAUAAUUACGAAAGCUCAAGACUGUAUCAUGGUGACGACAUUAUCUUUUUAAUUACUCUUGAUUGAAUAUUUAUUUGGUUUCUUUUAACUGCAUUUCAUCUUUUCAACUGACUUUAUGGAUUAUGUUUUUACUCGGUCAACCAUGACUUGUCCCUUAACUGAAACUGCUUCACUAUUUCGGUGAAAACAAAAAAACACAGCAGCAAAAAAAUCAGCGUUGUUGAUAAGAAUGUUUCGAUAGCAGACAAAGUGUAUUUGAUAUCCCAGACAUGGCUGAUAAAGGUUGUAAAAUGUGUCCUCUGUGUUUGAACAGAUAUCCUGUAACCAAGUGUAGAGAGUUGCUUUAGACCUGAAGGAUUGUUUUCUCGUCAAGUAUCAGGCCACCUCUUAGUAAUCAUGGGGUCGUAUGAAGGUAUACUGCCAUGAGAUACUGCUAAAUUGGUUUCUUGUGCUUUUUAACAACAACAACAACAAGUUUAGACUUUCAUUCCUGCAGUUUUUCCACUAAUAUUCAUAAAACUUAGCAAUUGAGACUUCUCACAAGAUUAACGUAGGGUUUUCUUUUCUGUUUUAAGUUGCAGUUUUUGUUGCAACAAAGCUUCGAACAAGUUAACUAUCGAGGUGCUUGGGUUUACAGAGAAAAAGGUUCAAAGUGUGAGACAUCUUCAAUUAUUUUUCCCAAUCACGCGUCAGAAACAGUGUUUCCUCUGCUCAUGUGAUGACUUAACGAUUCAACUCAGUAUUUUCAGUCAGUGUUUGACCGCUGAGACACACAGAAGCCAUAUGGACUUUGACGUUGUGGUAAAAGCAGGGACAAAAGUGAUCACUUAAGGUCUUGGUGAGAUUUUUUUUUACAUCUUAUGUUUUCAAGCUUUUGAUUGGUUGAUCCCAAAGCUCCCUUGUAUCCCCCCUUUCAUUGCUGCAUUGCUCUUUUUGCUGACCUGUCUGCUAAUGUCUGUGCCUCCGUCUGUUACAUCACAUUAAAGCCAAGUCAUUCAAAAACGGCCCUUAAAGCAUCUGCACAGCCAUGCUCAUCCACACAGAUGAUGUCACUUACUUUGACCGAUAACUACUGUUCAGGUUGUCAUUUUAUUUUAUUUUAUUUUACUUGUUUUAGCACGACAGUAUAGUUGCCAAACAUUCUGUAAAGAGGUCCCAUUCACUCAGAAUCUACGUGGCUGUGCAGGGCUUAAGUCGCACCAUUCAUUUUUACUUCUGUUUGAUUUUUUUCUUUUAAAUUUAGUCUGUUUUGUUCCCCAUGGUCUCAUUUACAAUCGCCUUUCUGUAAUGUGCCUAAACUAUGGAGAGGAAAGAACUCAUUUAAUUUUGCCUUUCAUAUGAAACAUAUUCAAGCCUGAAACGUAAAUAAAAUACUGCUUUAUACUA